AAUGGACAGUAUCAGUCACUUACCUGAAGAAAUCAUAGUGAAGAUAUUGACGUUUCUUCGGACGAAAGAUGUAAUGCGAACUAUGGUCUUGUCUAAACGGUGGAAAUCUCUCUGGAUAUUGGUACCAAGACUUGAGUUUGAUGAGGUCACUCACUUUUUCGGAUCUGAAUCUGAGCGAGCUACAAGGCCUGAUUACGUAAAAUUUUGGCGGUUUGUGGACAGAUCGUUGAUGUCACGCGCAGGUCAAGUUCUACAAAGUCUGUAUCUCAGAUUAAGUCAAUAUUACAAAUAUGAUGACGUGGAGAUCUGGCUUGGAACCGCGGUGAAAUUUGGUCUAAGGGAGCUGAAACUCCAAUACCAUUCGUCGGGUAUUGGACCUUGUGUAAAUAGUUUAUAUACUUGUGAAACGCUUGUGGUCUUGAGACUCGAAAGCGGUAGUUUGGAUGUUCCUGAUCACGUUUGUCUAAGGUCUCUGAAAACUUUGUCCCUCGUAUCUAUGAGUUACUCUAACCCCAAUGCUCUCCUUAGACUUUUACCUAAUUGUCCUGUUCUUGAAGACUUAUUCCUAGUGCAAAGAUCCUUUCUGCCCAAUGCGCUGAAUUAUAAGAUUAUAGUUCCUUCUUUGAAGAGAUUAUCUUUGAUUGCCCCAUUGAAACUUAAUAAUGUCAGUGAAGUUGUGAUAGAUACUCCACUAUUAAAAUCCUUGCAAAUUAUAAAUCGUUCAGGUAGCCUUUCAUUUAGCGAACCAAUGAACAACAGUGAGGUACUCAAGGCCAAUAUUGAUGUUAUUCUCAAGCGUCCCGAGAAGCUUCUGCAUUCUCUUGCUUCUAUCGUGCAUAUUCGUUUAUGUUUAUCAGACUCAGAGGUGGUGUAUCCUCAUGGUUGUUGCUUCCAUAGACUCAAAUAUUUGGAGGUAUGUACAUGCAAAUCGGAGUGGUUUUUACUAUUUAUGCGUCUGCUCCAAGAUUCACCUGUCUUAAAGGUUAUCAAAAUCAAUCAGUGUCAUCCUGCUAUAAAUCCCCAUCAUCAUCAGUCCAACCAACCGGUUUCUGUUCCAAGAUGUUUGUCCUCGAAUCUUGAAAUCUUUGAGUGGAUAAAAUACGAAGGAACACAACACGAGAGAGAACUUUCGACGUACAUCUUGAAAACCGCAGUUUUCUUAAAGAAGGCGAGCUUCACUGCUAGAUCCGAUGGUUACAAGGAGAAACUGCAGAUGCUUCAGGAGUUAUCUUUUUCACGAAGGGCUUCAUCCACUUGUGAGCUUGUGUUUAACUAAAAGACCUAAACUCUACUCGGAUGCUUUCUCAACAAGUCAUCUUCUCGUGUUAUUUUGACUCCAAAUUUUUAUCUGCAUCAAUUUAUGUUAUUC
Molecule: messenger RNA, 1369 nt
Organism: Raphanus sativus (radish)
Lineage: Eukaryota; Viridiplantae; Streptophyta; Magnoliopsida; Brassicales; Brassicaceae
Product: FBD-associated F-box protein At5g56380
Exons: 5
Coding region: 2-1276 (424 amino acids)
Molecular function (GO): protein binding
Source: RefSeq, a predicted model, not a curated record